This is a messenger RNA of Labrus bergylta (ballan wrasse), 297 nucleotides long. Lineage: Eukaryota; Metazoa; Chordata; Actinopteri; Labriformes; Labridae. The record is from RefSeq and is a predicted model, not a curated record.
UUUAGGGUCAUGAUGGGUCCUACAGACCCUGACCAAGCUAAGGCUACGUCCCCAAACUCUCUGAGGGCCCGCUUUGCCUCUGACAUCCUUCACAACUCAGUCCAUGGAUCCUCCAGUGAGACGCAAGCAGAAGAGGAGAUACGACUUGUCUUUGGUGACAUCAGCUCAGACACAGAGCUCACCAGUGGUGGAGAGACUGACACCACCCUUUUAGGUGACACACAUAGUUCAAAUCCUGGCAGCCCACAGACCGGAGGAGGUGACGAUCCAGAGCUCUCAAACUAAAUCAAGUCCCAC